Molecule: messenger RNA, 6704 nt
Organism: Anopheles arabiensis
Lineage: Eukaryota; Metazoa; Arthropoda; Insecta; Diptera; Culicidae
Gene: Eip75B
Product: ecdysone-induced protein 75B, isoforms C/D
Exons: 6
Coding region: 1290-5627 (1445 amino acids)
Biological process (GO): negative regulation of transcription by RNA polymerase II; hormone-mediated signaling pathway; positive regulation of transcription by RNA polymerase II
Molecular function (GO): RNA polymerase II cis-regulatory region sequence-specific DNA binding; nuclear receptor activity; zinc ion binding
Source: RefSeq, a predicted model, not a curated record
CGGACUCGGCCGGAGUUCUGUCGGAGUUUUACGUCGUACGGGCAGCGCCAGUGUUUGUUCUCCCGGGGUCCGAGAGUGUUUUUUUGUUUUAUAAUUUCGUUCGUUUGUUAGUGUGAUCCCGCGGUCCUGGAAGUGGAUUAUUAUUGGAGUUUAGGGGGAUUUUACUGGUGAAUUUCUCCAGCAUUUGCGAGAGUAAAACUGACACUUAUCGCUGUGUUUGAAGCUGCUUCCGGAAAGAAAUGUUCUUCAAACGUCAAUACCGUUCCCUGGCAGGCCGGAGAAACAAUGAAAGCAACAACAACAACAACACGGCAAACCAAUACACCAACAACACCUGACACAGUGACACCGUACAUUGCCGCCUACUAGAGCGUGUUUCGUGUGUGAGAGUGUGUGUGCGUGGACCUGGUUUCAAUACUGUCAUCGUCCCUCGGCAUGCGUUUGUGUGAGUGCGUUGUUAGUGCGUGAACAAGUAGACCUUGAGUUUUUCCAACCCCUUCUUCCGUCAUCAACUGUCAUCAUCAGCAGCAGCAUCAUUUGCAUCAUCCGGACGUGUAUCGUCAGGAAGCGUUUUGCAGGAUACAAGUGACUGUGUGUGUAUGUGUGUGUGAUAUACUGUCGUUAAGGGAAAUUUGUUGAUUGGAAAGCAAUACUUAUUCAAAGGCAGCUAAAACUAUCCUCUUUGAAAGGGAUUGUGACACAAAAAGAAGGAAAAGGCGACGAAAGGUGUAUGUGUGUGCGUCAUCAACGGUUGGCAAUGUUGAUACUCAGGUUACUACAGCUGGCAUGUGAUUGUGUAUAGAGUUUAGUACAGGCUGCUGUAAGUGUAUAUGUGUGUAUGCGUGUGUGAGUGUCACAUACAGCAAGAGUUGCCUUGUUCCAGUACCACAUGUAUCUGUGUGUGUGUUUUGGGAUGUAUGGAAGCAAUAGUGUGUUACAGCAAAGAAGAAGUGUGCUAAUUGCUUCCGAAAAGUAUGUUUAAGAAAUGGCAAGAUGUGCAAAUGACACGCCAACGUCUGUAAAGUACAAGCAAAAGGUGAAAGCAAACGUUUGUGAGCAAAGAAGAGAGCGACCAAUGGAAAAGAGCAAGCAAGGCAACAAGUGAAGCAAAGUUCGGCAACGAUUGAAGUGACCACGAGUGGCCACGUGAAUAAGUUGUCCUGCGACGGUGGUGUGUUGGUGACAUUUCAAAGCAAGUGUGUAACAUUUCGUGGAAAACAAACGGUUGGCUCCAAAUUCGACCCCUCUGCUUCCAUUCCCCCCCCCCCACCACCCCGCAAUCCUGUGCAAUGCAGUGUAUUCGUAGUGUCGUCGGUGGUCCGAGUGGGGGAGCAGCAGCAGCAGCAGCAGGGAGUGCAGUGGAACGUAAAAUCCUGAUAAAGACGGAAGACUCACGUGGCCUUGCGCUGGCGCACGGCGAACGGGGAGAGCAGGCGGACCGAAGGUCACGCGAGGAGGGGAACGAGGGCUGCCGGUCCGGGCAGCAGGAGGCGCCGGACGAUAAGAAGGCCGCCGGCACUGCGCCAGAGGUACGAACGUUCGUGCUGGGCGAAAACCAGUGCAUCGUGUACGGGGCCCGACCUGGGGACGGUUCAAGGCCAGCAGCGUCAUCACCAUCGUCCUCGUCCUCCGCCACACUCCAGCACCUUCCCAUCUCACAUCUGCCACCGAAGAAAACGCUCAAACUCGCCCUCGGACUGCGGGGAGGCCCACUGUCCCCGUCGGCGUCAUCCCGGCAGCCGUCGCCGCCUCCCCUAACACUGCGCCGCACGUCCGACGAACCGGACCGAAUGCUGGCCAGGAUACAGAUCGUGUCCCGGGCGCAUCCGGGUGACGAGGGGGAGGAGGAGGACCAGCAGCAGCACCAGCAGCAACCCGGUGUGGUCGUAACCGGUGGACAGGGUGUGCAUGUGAUAAGAGACGGCCGGUUCUAUCAACCUCAGCAGCAACAGCGCCACGAAGAGGCGAUGGUAGAGGAAGAACCGGAGGAUGCACCACAUGGACAGUAUCAUGUCCCGCAGCAGCAGCAACACCAACACAGUAGCAUUAUCGUGGCGAACGGUGGCCGCUCCUCGCCACUUUCCCACCAGGGACGCCUUUCUCCUGCUGGCAGUGGAUGUGGCGGGGCGGCAGUGCAGCAUCCCCACACGUCCAGCAGCAUUACGACCACGACCACGAUCCUCGUGUCGAACGAGCGUGCUUCCAUCUACAAGCCGCCAACGCAGGCUACCUCUACCACAACGACGACGGUUUCAAGCAGCAAGCAGCAGCAGCAGCAACACGGGCACGUGACCUCAAUGCAGCCUCCACCUCCGCCGCCACCACUGAAGAUGUCCAAGGGAGGCGGUGGUGGUGGUGGUGGUGGGGGAGGACACGAGGAGCCGUCCAGUUCCAUGCCGGAUUUGGAAUUCGAUGGCACAACCGUCCUGUGCCGUGUGUGCGGUGAUAAGGCGUCCGGUUUCCAUUAUGGCGUCCAUUCGUGCGAAGGAUGCAAGGGUUUCUUCCGGCGGUCGAUACAGCAGAAGAUCCAGUACCGACCGUGCACGAAAAAUCAGCAGUGCAGCAUACUGCGAAUAAACCGCAACCGCUGCCAGUACUGCCGAUUGAAGAAGUGCAUCGCCGUCGGCAUGAGUCGUGACGCCGUCAGGUUUGGGCGGGUGCCGAAGCGGGAAAAGGCCCGCAUACUGGCCGCGAUGCAGCAGAGCACGCAGAACCGGGGCAACCAGCGGGCCCUCGCCAGCGAGCUCGACGAUCAGCCCCGGCUGCUCGCCAGCGUCCUCCAGGCCCACAUCGAAACGUGCGAGUUUACGCGCGAAAAGGUCGCCGCCAUGCGCCAGCGGGCCCGCGACUGCCCGAGCUACUCGAUGCCGACACUGGCCUGUCCCCUCAACCCAGCGCCCGAGCUACAGUCGGAGCAGGAGUUUAGCCAGCGCUUCGCCCACGUCAUCCGGGGCGUGAUCGACUUCGCCGGCAUGAUACCCGGCUUCCAGCUGCUGACGCAGGACGACAAGUUCACGCUGCUGAAGGCGGGCCUGUUCGAUGCGCUGUUCGUGCGCCUGAUCUGCAUGUUCGACACGUCGAUCAACUCGAUCAUCUGCCUGAACGGGCAGGUGAUGCGGCGCGACACCAUCCAGAACGGGGCGAACGCUCGCUUCCUGGUGGACAGCACGUUCAACUUUGCGGAGCGAAUGAACUCGAUGCAGCUGACCGACGCCGAGAUCGGGCUGUUCUGUGCGAUCGUGCUGAUCACGCCCGACCGGCCCGGGCUGCGCAACGUCGAGCUGAUCGAGCGCAUGUACACGAAGCUGAAGGCCUGCCUGCAGUCGGUCAUCUCGCAGAACCGCCCGGACAAGCCGGAGUUUAUGCAGGAGCUGCUGCGCACGAUGCCCGAUCUGCGCACGCUCAGCACGCUGCACACGGAGAAGCUGGUCGUGUUCCGGACGGAGCACAAGGAGCUGCUCCGGCAGCAGAUGUGGUCGGCGGAGGAGGACCAGGGCGCGGUGCUGGACGCGAAGAGCCCGGCCAGCUGGAGCUGCGACGGCAACCAGGUCGAGGUGGAGAUCGCCAAGAGCCCGAUGAGCUCCGUCUCCAGCACGGAGUCCACCGAAACGUCCUCCUCAUCCUCCUCCUCCUCCUCGUCGUCGGAGUACCAUCACCUGCACCAUCACCAUCACCAGCACGGUGGCAUUUCGUCGGGGGCUUCCGCGGCGGCUCCCCUGCUCGCUGCCACCCUGUCCGGCGCCUGUCCAAUCAUUCGGCAUCGGGCCAGCUCGGGCUCGUCGGCGGAGGACGAUCUGAUCGGCGGCACGGCGCAACAUCUCGCCCAGAACGGGCUCACCAUCACGCCCGUCAUCCGGUCCGUCGGCUCGUCGUCGUCGUCCGCCUCGUCCGCGUCCUCGUCGUCCGCUUCGUCCGGGGCGGGCGCUAGCCAUCUGCACCAUCACCACCACCAUCAUCACGUGUCGCGGUACCGCAAGCUCGACUCGCCGACCGACUCCGGCAUCGAGUCGGGCAACGAGAAGCACGACAAUCCGUCGCCCCAGCAGCAGCAGCAGCAGCUCCACCAUCAGCAUCACCACCAUCUGCUGCUCCAUCCGAAACCGGCCAGUAGCAGCGUAAGCAGCGGUUCGUCGUCUUGCUCCAGCCCGCGGUCGUCGCUCGAAGACCCAGCGCUGGAGGACAGCAGCAGCAGCAGCAACGGCAAGGCGCCCUCCCUGGCACGGCACGCCAGCGUCGACAACAUGCCGGUGCUGAAGCGCGUCCUGCAAGCGCCACCGCUCUACGACACCAACAGCCUGAUGGACGAGGCGUACAAGCCGCACAAGAAGUUCCGCGCCAUGCGCCACCGGGAGAGCGAGGCGGAAGCCGCUUCCUCCUCCACCACCACCACUAGCGCGAGCGCCGCCCCGUCCCCGUCGGCGACCGUGCUGGCGUCGUCGUCCUCGCCGCGCCCAGCCUCGGUGCCCCAGCCGCAGCAGUCCGUGGUGGCAAUCGCCGCCCCAUCACCACCCCAGCAGCCUGCGCAGCAGCCGCCCCAGCACCAUCAGUCGCAGCUGCACAUGCAUUUAACGCGACCGCAGACGACGCAGUCCCACCAAAGUAGCGCCGGCUUCCUGCAGUCGACGUCCGCGCGGUCCAGUCCGCAGCCCCCGCAGCAGCAGCAGCAGCACCACCACGCCUACUCGUCCCUCUCGAGCACGCACUCCGUGCUGGCCAAAUCGCUGAUGGAGGAGCCGCGCAUGACGCCCGAGCAGAUGAAGCGCACCGACAUCAUCCACAACUACAUCAUGCGCGAGUCGGCCCAGGAGCAGCAGCAGAACUACAUCAAGCAGCAGCAGCAGCAGCAGCAGCAGGGAGGACUGCUGGUGUGUGGUGCCAGCGCCGCCAACGGUGUGUUCCAGCGGGCCUCACCGCAUCUCACCGUGUCGGCCGUCUCGCCCGUCCCCUCGUCCUCGUCCUCCAGUGGAAGCAGUCCGGCGGCGGCGGCCGCCCCGACCGGUGGCUGUCCGUUUGGAGGUUCGUCGUCUAGCGCCUCCGCCGGGCGAUGGCAGCAGGUGAUACCGGCAGUGACGGCCAGCGUCAUCACGACGACGGGCGGCCACCGGGCACAGCAGACCCCGUCCCCGGGCAGUCUCACCCCGCCGGACACUUCCUCCUCCUCGUCCUCCUCCUCGCUGUCGGUGGUUUCGUCGCCACCGUCGGCUGCCUCGCCGUCCUCGUCCUCCUCCUCCGCCACCAGCAUCCGCUACUUCCAGUCGCCCCACUCGACGAUGACGUCGCCCGCACCGCCCGCCUCCCCCUCGUCGGUGGUGGUCGUGGCGCCCCCGCACACCCCCUCGCCCCGGCUCAUCGAGCUGAAGGUGGACAUUGGUAGCAGUGCCACCGCCACCACCUCCCUCGAUCCGUGCCACCAGCAACCGUUGAACCUGUCGAAGAAGUCACCCUCGCCGGCGCCCACGCCUGUGUCCGUCGUCCAGCGGUCCAUCGUGGGGGGACCGUCGGCCCUCUCGCCGGUCGGUGCCGCCACGACGGUCGUAGUGGCCACCAGCAGCAGCAGCAGUAAUGCCGCCACCAGCAGCAGCAGCAGCAACAAUCCCACCAUCCACAAGAUCCUACUCGAGGCGUAAACACAGCAAACAGGCGUUCGCGGGCGAAUCCUACCACAAACAAAAGAAACCACAAGAGGCAGACCAGUAGCAGCAGCAGGAGGAGGGGGAUCAGUGGGAGAGAAUGAUUGCGCAUUCGCAGAAGAAAAAAACACUACAUCUACAAGUUUGUACAAAUUUUUAAUGUGUUAAGAAGACGAACCUCCGGACAAGCCUAAAAAGCGCACGGUAAAACACUCACACACACACACACAUCAUGAGGAAAGGAUAAAGGGGGGAGAGGAUGUAUUAUAGUAUUUUAGUGGCGGAAUGAUCUACAAAUGCGAAACUACAAUGCGAAGCCAAAAACGUGUGUGUGCGUGUGUGUGUGUUGGUGGGAGCAGAGCGGGAAGCGGGGAUGAUGGUGUGCGUGUGUGUCUGUGUGUGUGUUGCUCUUAUAGAUCUCGAUUUUUGUUUUAUUAAAAGAAAGCUGUGGACACACGUGGAGAAGAGACUACUACGGCGACUGCAAGCGCAGGCGACGAACCUCAACAAAAAUCCCUCUCUUCUCCACGCAAUGCGCAUAUGUGUGUGCUUCUAUCCAAUGGGCCGGUGUCGGAUCGGGUGCAAAACAAAAUAGGGAAGGAGAAUAUCCUAGUGUGAUGAUGGCACGCCGCCACUAGCAAGCCAGGAGCUGUAAUAGUAAUAGGUUUUAGUGCGUGCGUGAGACAAGGAAGACGACGGUGACGUUAGUAGUUUGUAAGAACAAUUCCCACGAGCAGCUCUGAUGCGUAGAUAUGUAUGUAUGUGUGCGUGCGUAAGUGUGUGUGUUAAGAAUCAAUAAUUUUGAUGAACAAAACAGCGAAGAGAGCGAAGUUACUGCAAACAGCCAAACCUAUAUAGAAGCUUAGUGAGAAGCGAAGUAUAUUAAAAGAAAACGGCAACACAAAUACACUCACCUCACAGGCAAACCCACAGUACAUAUGGUAUGGAAGUAUGGAGGUUUUUUUUUACUUCUGUUGUACAGUAGUAGUAGUAGUAGUAGUGGCACAAGUGCAAAGCGAAGCAAGAGGAGCAAGAUAAAACACGCAAAAUGUAUAUGCUAAGAGAAAAAAAAAA